Molecule: messenger RNA, 330 nt
Organism: Suhomyces tanzawaensis NRRL Y-17324
Lineage: Eukaryota; Fungi; Ascomycota; Pichiomycetes; Serinales; Debaryomycetaceae
Exons: 1
Coding region: 21-203 (60 amino acids)
Source: RefSeq, a predicted model, not a curated record
CAUUUCCAUUUUGGACUGCAAUGUCCAGCUGUUGCCUGACUCCUAAAACGCUUGGUACGAAACUAUCACCUCUUCAAAUAGGCCAAUAUGCUUCUGCCGAGGUUAAACUCAACCGCCAGGCAAUAGACUUUGAAGAACAUCUAUUGUUUUCGGAAACAACCAGCCGUGGUUCGAGCACAAAGCGGACAUGUCACUGUAAUUAGGAACAACUUGAGGCUGCGUGAUUUGUUCCGGGACGAUAUGCAUCCUGGUGCCUAUCUUGGUUCCAGGCGGACCCACAAUAAAUCCAGAACUUCUCGGAACAAUACUUGUUCAUGGGAAGAAGAACCU